This is a messenger RNA of Capsicum annuum, 10841 nucleotides long. RefSeq lists its product as uncharacterized. Gene Ontology annotation, molecular function: zinc ion binding; nucleic acid binding. The record is from RefSeq and is a predicted model, not a curated record. The transcript has 2 exons. Bases 1690 to 3933 code for a protein of 747 amino acids. NCBI's taxonomy places the organism in Eukaryota, Viridiplantae, Streptophyta, Magnoliopsida, Solanales, Solanaceae.
AUUUUCAGUUACAAUUCGUCCUAAUCAUGACACAUGUUUUCAUUUAUAUGUCAAGUUGAAGUGUAAUUUUCAUCAUGUGCUUUUAUUUCAUGCAAGUUCAUUUUGGUGAAAGAAAAUCCGCCCUUUGAUAUUGACAGAUUGAUUUAAAAUUCUUAGGCUUCGACACCCCUCGGAACUCUUCGUUUCGCAGGUCUGUCUUGAACAGAGCUUCCACCUCAAAAACCCAGGAGGGAAGUGACGAAAAUGAUAAUAACAAUGACAAGGGCAAAGUAAGAGGAGUCGACUUCUCUGGUCCUGUCCCGGAAGUUUAUUAUCAGCAAUCCACUAGGGUCCAUGAGUCCCUAGAACCUGAAGAUCCUUAUGCUCCAGGCAGUCCUACAGCCUCUGAUAUGGAACCUCCCCCUACCAUAUUCCGUCAAAAAAUUAGGACCGACCCCAGUUUACUCGUCAUCAAAUCUGAUGAAGAGUAUACACCUGACCUUAAAGCUCUUGAAAUCCGCUGGUACCUCCCUAAGGACGCAAUCAAAAGGAAAUGGUACACCAGUACCUAUUCCAAAGAACAACAAAAGGAAUUAGGUCGGCUAUGGAUAGCUGAUAUGAAAAGACUUCCGAUGUGACAUAGAAUUCUUUCGAUGGUUUGAGUUUACUUGAAGAAUGGAAAACCAAAAUGAAUCCCUUAACGUUAUCAUUAAUAAAUGGUAUACCCAGAGUAACAAGAUAAUUGAAUCCGUUACUCCUCCGCUCGAAGGGAUAAAAAUCCCUCAUUCCAAUGAAGUCCUCAAUGCUUCACCCUUUAAGAAGAAACAUGAUAGACCUCUAUCAGCCCCUAUCAAUAGAGACCUCGAUAGGAUAGUUGAGCAAAACAACUAUACUAAUCAGAUCCUUCACACUAUCUCCCAGCAAAUAGGAGAUACUAAAAACUCGAUACUUUCUUUUAGUUCCCCCGCUCCUGAGAAAGGGGCUCCAAGCCCUAAUCCUAUAGCCAACCCCAUCUUUAAGAUCCCUGAAUUCCAAAAGGAAAAAUUCCCGAAUCUUAGUGAUGACUUCAAAGUAUCAGGAAAAAUCUUGGAACAAAUCAACGAAAAACUUUCCAAGUUUAAGAUCUCUGAGAAAGCAGAGUCCAGCAACCAGAAAAACUCUCUUUCUAAACUCACCAGUGAUCGUUUUUCCACUAAGAAAAACUAUUAUAAAAAACCCUCUCCUCCAGACGUCCAAUUUGAAGAAAAUCCCUACCUCUCAACUUUCAACCAUGAUGGUAGAGGAAUAACUGAAUGGAAUGUUGACGGUUUGGCGGAACACCAAAUCUACAACAAACUCCAUGAAAUGGGUGUAUCUAUCACGGCUUACAAAAUUAGAGGAGCCACUGAUAAGGAAGCAGCUACCAUGAUCGUAUCAGCUUUCACUGGUAUGAUAAAACAUUGGUGGGACAACUACUUCACUGAUGACAUUAAAAACCUUAUCUAUGGAGCCACGGCUAUAGAAACAGUGGUCAAGAGUGAAAAUGGCCAAGAAGUUCUAGAGCAAGUCGCAAAAGAAGACGCUUGUGCCACUCUCCUAUACCACAUAGCAAGACAUUUCAUAGGAGAGCCCAAAUUAUUCCAAGAUAGGAGCUUAGAAAUCCUCAACAAUCUCACCUGCAAAGACCUAGCAGACUUUAGGUGGUACAAAGAUACCUUUUAAGUGAAGGUCAUGAUCCGACCCGAUUGCAACAAUGAUUUUUGGAAGGAACGAUUCAUUAGUGGUCUCCCUUCUCUGUUUGCCGAAAAGGUUAGAACCAAAAUUAAAGAUAGAUUCGAGGGAAAAAUCCCUUACGAUAUCUUAACCUAUGGCGACCUGAUAAGUUUCAUCACCACCGUAGGGAUAGAUCUCUGCACGGACCUUAAACUUAAGAAACAACUUAAGAAAGAUAGUACUUCUAAAUAUGGGUUAGGAACCUUCUACCAGGACUAUGGUUUCACCAGUCCCAGCAAAAAACAUAGGAAGAAGUCCUCCAAAUCUCACAAAAGGACCACCUCAAACAAAAGGUCCUUAAAAAAGGAAUCUUAUAAGCCUAGUCGAAAGACCAAACGAAAAAUCUCUAAAACCAAAGAUACUUGUUGGACUUGUGGCAAGACAGGCCACAGAGCGAAAGACUGCAAGUCAAACAGGAAGAAGAAAAUAAACCAAUUAGAUCUCUCUGAAGAAACCAGAACAAAUUUAUUCUCUAUAAUGGAAGAUUCUUCUGAGUCUUCUGACUCCUAUGCCUCGUCCAGUGACGACUACAGCGAUGAAGAAUACAUCAACGCCGCUUAUGAGACAGAUCAAUCCCAAUCUGGCCAAGAAUGCGCUUGUACAGGUACAUUCUGCUCUUGCACCAGAAAAGCUUUUAAUGUCAUUUCAGGAAAUCCUAAAGAAAUUCUGUUUGACAUUAUAGAACACAUCCAGGAUGAUGAGGCUAGAAAUAAAUAUCUUCUAGAACUCAAACGAUUAAUGCUUUCUCAUGAAGAGAAACCCCCCAAACCCAUUAUUCAGCCUUUUAGCAUGAAACAAGUUAUGUCUAGAUUCGACAAACCUGCGGAACCUUCUAUUGCUGAUCUUAAGGGAGAAAUCUCUACGUUAAAGGGAGAAAUCAAGAAUCUCAAAAUCCGACUUGAUCAAGUAGAGCUUAACAUUCUUACGGAUCAAGUCCUAAAAAAUAUACCUCUCCCAGAAAAGGUUUCUCCGCCAGAAUCACCUAAAGCCUUUCCAAUCAUCCCAAAUGAUCAUCUCCGAGAACCAGAGCCUAGUUCCUUUCCCGGCUCCGAGUCUCCCUCCACAUCCGGCAAAGCUAUUACGGCCAUAAAAGCCUAUAGCGAACACAUAGUCGUAAAAAUUGUCAUAAAUAAAGACUUUGUUCUUAAUAGAGUCGCACUCUUCGAUACAGGAGCAGAUAGUAACUGUAUCGUUAAAGGCUUAGUACCUACAAAGUACCUUCAAAAGAGUACUUCUCGUCUUUACUCAGCCACGGGAGAAAAAAUGGAAAUCCAUUAUCAGCUCCCUAAAGCUCAUAUCUGUAACAAUGGCAUUUGCCUUGUUAAUGACUUCGUCAUCACCGAAGAUAUCACUGAGGAUAUCAUUUUAGGGAUACCUUUCGUCAACCAGAUUCGACCUUACUGGAGUGACUACGACGGAAUUCGUACAACUCUUUUAAACCAGAACUUAUUCUUCCCUUUAUUAAGGCCCCUCUUGCAAGAAGAAGGUAACCUUAUUAAAGAACGAACUGUUUUUAAAAUUAACCGGUUUUCUUCCCAUAUCAAUUUUCUUAAACAAGAUAUUCACAUAAAGAAAAUUGAGCAGUCUUUAAAAACCCCGGAGAUGAUUACUAAAAUAUCUAAUCUUCACAAAAAUUUUGAAGAUGAAAUUUGUUUCGAAUUUCCUAAUGCUUUUUGGGAACGGAAAAAACACUUAGUAGAGCUUCCUUACAUUUUCGGGUUUGACGAACAAACUAUUCCUACUAAGGCCAGGCCCAUUCAAAUGAACCAAGAAAUGAUGGAAAUCUGCAAAAAAGAAAUUGACCAUCUUCUAAAGAAUGGUAUUAUUAGAACCUCUAAUUCUCCAUGGAGUUGCUCUGUCUUUUAUGUCAAUAAUAGUGCAGAAAAGGAACGAGGAACUCCUAGGCUUGUAAUAAAUUACAAGCCUUUGAAUGCGGUAUUAAAAUGGAUCAGGCAUCCGAUUCCUAAUAAAAGGGAUCUAUUAAAAAGAACUUUCAAAGCUAAUCUUUACAGUAAAUUUGAUAUGAAGUCCGGGUUUUGGCAAAUCUGCCAUAGCGAGCACCUGUUGCAUAGAGAGAUACCUCUCUUAGCCACAUUAUCCAAUGUCAAAACUGCUUCAUUGGCUAACAACCAAGUAAAGCAUGCCACUUUAUGUGGUACUUUGACUCUCCAUAUAUGCUUCCAAGGCCAUUUGAGGACUUGAUUAUCUCUAACAUUUGUGUCACUAAGACUUGUCUGUUUAUAUCCUUCCUUAACCCUGUAUUUACCUUUGUUAUGCCCAUGCCACCAUAAAUAAUCCUCUCCAUCCUCUGUUCCUUUAAAACUUUCUAGUAGUUUGUAAAGUUCAGUUAUUCUAUGGAUUUCCCAGUCAUUUAGAUUUCUUCUCAGAACCAAAUUCCAUCCUUGUUGCGACCACAUAUCAGUAAUUGUGUUAUGUUGAUGUUGAGCCAAAACAAAAAUAUCAGGAAAAAGAUCUUUAAUGGUCUCAGCACCCAUUCAUUUGUCAGUCCAAAAAAUAGUUUUCCUACCAUUUCGAAUCUUGACAGUUGACUGAGUAUUGAGGAAAGGCCAAAAGAUUCUGAUUGACUUCCAAAGGAUAACUCCAUAUGGAGUAUUUACCUCUUUAGUCAUCCAUUUGUUCAGUUCCUCAUACUUGCUCUUGAUCACCAUACACCAGAGUGCUUGGUCCUCCAGAUGAUACCUCCAUAGCCACUUCACCUUCAAAGUUUUGCGCUGGUUUUUUAGGUUUUUGAUGCCUAAGCCACCUUGUUUCUUGCUUCUAAUGAUACUCUUUCAUUUUACUAAAUGAAAGCCUUUCCUUUCCUUAUUGCCUUGCCACAAGAAGUUUCUUCUGAUUUUGUCCAACCUCUGAAUUACUGUCUGAGGUAUAUGAAAGAUAGAUAACAUAUAUGUAGGAAGAGCAUCUAGACCUGAAUUUAUCAAGGUUAGUGUACCUCCCAAAGAUAGAUAUUGGGAUCUCCAUCUAGCUAAUUUCUUUUCACACUUCUCUUGAAUUGGAUUCCAAAUGUUUAUGGAACUUGAUUUUGCACCCAAAGUCAUUCCCAAGUAUACUGAUGGCAAAUUUCCCACCACUCCUCCCAAGAUCCGAGAAAGAUGAUUCAUGUCUGGAACCACAUUAAUUGGGUACAAGUGGCUUUUGUUCCAAUUUAUGUGUAGCCCAGAUAUAACUUCAAAGUAAACCAGUAUAAGUUUUAAGAUCAACAGUUGCUCCUCCCCAGCCCCACAAAAAAUUAUUGUAUCAUCGGCAUACUGGAGAUGUGUAAUUUCCACACUGUUUCCUGCUAACUUGCUAACUUCAAAUCCCUGGAUUCUUCUUGCUUCCUUGGCUAUAUUCAACAUGUUAGUUAGCCCUUCCCAUAGCUAUGAUGAACAAGAAGGGAGAUAGGGGGUCUCCCUGCCUAAUCCCUCGGUGUGCAUUGAAAAAACCUUCAGGUGAACCAUUGAUAAGCACAAAAAAUUUCACAGUUGAUAUACAAAACUUGAUCCACCUGAUCCAUCUCUCACCAAACCCCAUUUGUCUCAACAUACUUAGAAUGAAAUCCCAAUUCACGUGGUCGUAUGCUUUCUCGAUAUCAAGUUUGCAUAAUAUACCAGGUUUACGUAGGGACAUUCUAGCACCAAUUGGUUCAUUAGCUAUGAGCACUGCAUCCAUUAUCUGUCUGCCUCUGAUAAAAGUCAUUUGCUGCUUGUCUACCAACUUAUCCACAACUUUCUUCAGCCUUUCUGUCUGUACCUUGGAGAUCAACUUGUAUAAGCUUCCAAUUAAACUGAUGGGUCUGAAGUCUUUGAGUUCUUUUGCUCCUAUCUUCUUAGGAAUCAGUGCUAUGUAUGUUGCAUUAUAGCUUUUUUCAAACAUCCCAGUUGAAUGGAAAUUGUGAAAAACAUCCAUAAUGUCUUGUUUAAUUAUCUCCCAAUAUUUAAAGUAGAAGCCUAUUGUGUAACCAUCAGGGGCCAGGGGCUUUGUCAAUAGCAUACAUCUUUAAGCACUCAAAAACUUCUUGCUCCUGGAAUGCUACCUGCAGUGCUUCUUUCUCAUCCUCUGUGAUGGUAGGAUGAUUGCUAAUAUUUUGAGAAGGUCUCCAGUCUUCAGGUUCUGUAUAUAACUUCUUGUAGAAAGAUAUGACUUCCUCCUUAAUUCUAUUUGGAUCAGUUAUGGUCUCUCCCUGCACUUCCAAUUGAUCAAUGUGAUUAUAUCUUUUAUGGGCAUUAGCAGUUUGAUGGAAAAACUUUGUAUUUCUAUCCCCUUCCUUGAUCCAUAAGCCCCUUGAUCUUUGUCUCCAAGCCACUUCCUCAUUCUUCAAACACUUCUCAUAUUCCAUAAAUAAUGUUGCUUUCUUGGCAAUUUCCUCCUUUGUCAAGGCUCUAUUAUUCGACUGAGAUUCUAGCAUAGCCAUCUGAUUAAGAAGGUUGUUCUUUUGUAAUUUCAAAUUCCCUUGAUCUUUUCCACUCCCAUUCUUUCAAUUUUCCUUUGAGAGCCUUGAGUUUACAUGCUAAGAUGUAGUCUGGCUUCCCAUAAAAUUCAAAUUCACUCCACCAAUUCUUGACUCUUUCAACAAAACCUUCUUGAUUCAGCCACCAAUUUUCAAACUUGAAGUAGGAUUUAGAUUGCUCCGAGUGUCCACAAAGCAGAGCUAUUGGGACAUGAUCAGAGGUCACUCUUCGCAGUGUAGUCUGUUUUAUAUUAUUGAUGAGAUUGUUCCAUUCUGUGGAAACCAUUAUCCUGUCUAUUCUUGAUGCUGUUGUAUGGUUAUCCCCUCUAUGCCAAGUAUACUUUCCACUGCUUAGCUGUAGAUCAAUGAGGUCGAGUUCCUCAAUGCAAUCUGUAAAUUCCCUCAUUGCUGAAUUUCUCUUGUUCCAAUCCCUUUUUUCAGAGGGAAAUCUACAGACGUUGAAGUCACCACAGAUAGCCCAUGGCCCAUCAAACAAGCCUCUUACAUCAGCCAAUUCCUCCCAUACAAGCCUCCUCUCCACUUUACUGCUAGGAGCAUACACACCAGUUAUGUGACAUUCAAAAUUACAAAAUUGAGCCUUGAAUUUGCAGGAAAGAGUAUAAGCUCCAACUUGUAAGAUUUCCCCUUCCCAAAUUCUAGAAUCCCAAAGUAAUAAGAUUCCUCCUCUGGUUCCACUGGCCUCCAAACAUGCAUACUUGAUCCAUCUCCCUGCCCAAAUUUGCUUAAUUAACUCAUGUACAUUGCCUUCUAAUUUGGUUUCCUGGAGACAAACUAUGUUUGCUUUCCAUUCCUGAAUCAGACUUUGUACUACUCUCCUCUUCCCCUGUUCCUUCAACCCCCUAACAUUCCAUGAGAUCAAUUUGAUCUUCAUGGAGUAUUUUGUGAGCCCCCUUUCCCCUUCCUUCUAUCACCAUUGCUUUUGAAUUUAACGUCAAAAGAUAUCAUAUUCUUUAACUCUUGUGCUUCUCUGUUUUUUGUUCUUCUAACUACUCCCGAUUGUUCCAUUCUUCUUGCUUGCCUGCUAGCAUCCACAUGCCUAAGGAGUUCAAGUGCUGUUUCUUUCAAUCCCUGAAAAUCCACCCCAAACAUCUUAUGGAGUUUAAGCAAGUUUUGUUGCACCCAAACUGUAGCUUUUCUGUAAUGACCCAAAUCUUAUUUUAAUAAUAAAGGGUAGUGGGAAGAGGGCCACACCCACUCCCUUAUGCCUUUCAUGAUUAGGGGAGCAAUAACAGAGAAGCACCAUUUAUUCUUUUUUUCUCUGUCAUAUACCCACUGGGCGUUAAAAAAAAAUGGGAGGGGGGCUCACCAUUUACACAUAAAGACACUACACAAUUCCAAAAAAAUCUUCCUCCAUUUUCUUUUCCUGAAGAACACACAAAAAUUUCUCUAUAUUUAUUCAUCCCUGCACACAAUACAAUGAAUACAUAGACCAUACUCUCCACUCAAGAACACUUCACCAUUUUUCAUUGCUAAUUGACAAAGAUUACACUACGCACCAUUUGAGCAAUAAUAGAGAAGAAGAGAAAGAAAAGAUAUCAGUAGAGAAUAUCUAAGCUAAGUUAGCAAGCAUCUUUCACCAAUAAGGUAUGAAUUUGUUUAUAGUUUUCUGCAUAUAAUUUUGAAAACAGUGACUAAAACGACACUCAUGUAUAUUUGAUUUUCUUCUUGGUGGUAGUUGUUUGCUACUAGAUUAAGGAGAGGUGUUGGUUGAUAUUGAUUGCUUAGGGGAAAUUUAUAUAAGAAAGAAGAAGCAGGUUAUAUCACAGUUCUCUGUUAUUAUAAUUUUACGUAUGGUUAUAAAGCAUGGCUAAAUUGAGAUGUUUUUGCUAUAAUGUAUUAUUGUCUGUAUGUGUUGAACACUAUAAGAGAGAGCCAAUGAUUCUUCUUAGUAUUUGAUUAAGUUAGUAAGUUGACUCGGUAAUGACUUGGAAAUAAUAAGAUUGAAGUGUUGGUUUCAUUAGCAUAAAAAGAAAAGAGAACAACAACAGCAAUAUUCAAUUAUUGGGAGCAGCUGGCAGUAACCAGUACACUGAAGCAUUGUUUUGGAAAUUUUCUUUUCCUUAUCGUCGGUAUCAUGUUUAAACAAGUGUGUUGGGAUAUUAUUAUCAUUAAUUCAGCAUAUCAGUGAGAUAUUAAGGUUCAACGCUAAGUUUAAAAGCUGGGAUAUUAAGACUAAACUCCAAAAUAGCAUAAUUGAUAUCUAUAUAUUAUUGAUAAGAGAGGACAAAGCCUCUACAUUAAGCCACGUGGCAGCAUACUAAAAUGACAUUUGGCAUUUUAGGACAACAAUUAGUUAGGUUAGUUAUUAGUUACCUAUUUUUGAAUUUUUACUUUUUAAAUUUCCUUAGAAAAUUCAAAUUGUGACAAUUAAUUGAUAAUUGCAGUUUUUUAAAUAGAUAACUAAUUUUUAAAUAACUAUUAACAAACAUUAUUUAAUUAAGAACUCCUAUUUAUAUUUUUAUUUUAAAAAUAUUUGACCUUGGUAUCUUUUUUACAUUUUGGUCAUUCUAAGACAAAAUUUAAUAUUUAGUAAUCUAUUUUAUAAGAUUAUAUAAAAAGAGAGAUUAAAAUAUAUAUAUAAGAAAAAUAUUAAAAUGCACUGCCAAGUAGUUGAGUAUUUAUCUGCACUUGGCAGUUAUAAAAUCACUAUCCAGCAAUAUAGCAAAUACAUAAUUAUUUACAUUUUGUAAAUUUUAUCUAUAAAAAUAUAACGUGUUUUUUUCCAUAGGGGCAGUUUAAAAAUCAUCGGCAACUACUCAUCUUCUUCCCCCAUGGAAAUCAUACACUUCCAACACUUUUUACUCAGUGAAAUAUCCUAAAAAUAAAAUUCAAAAUUUUCCUUUCUUGCAAAUUUGUUUCAUAGUUUCAAUGUUAAAACUUGAACCCAGUCCAUCUCUCUCUCCCUGUAGUUAAUUAUUUUUCUCCUAAAUUGACUUUAUUAGGGUUUCUAAAGUUUCUCAGCAAAAAACGAGAUGAAAAAUCACUCCGACUAGUUGCAGAUGUUAGAAGGAUAUCCAAGAGACUUUUUUGUAUUAAAAAAAGUGAACAUACUUUAAUCUUGAAGAAAAUGAAUCUUUUAAUGGUAAGUUACUUUAAUCUUGAAGAGAAUGAAUCUUUUAGUGGUACGCGUCUUUAUUUUUGGUAUUAAAUUAUUAAUGGCAAGCAGAAUACUUUUGUUGAUGUAAUUUUAAAUUCUUAAAUAAAUUUCACACCAUGACGAAGCACACAAUUUUCUCCCGAUCUUCUCUUCAUCCAGUAGUUCCGCAAAUACUAUCACGAUUGUUACCAAUGAGGAUCAGUUUCAUCCAAAGGUCUUCAGAAAUUGAAAUAGGUUUGGUUAAGGAUGACAGUUCAGAUGCGUCCAAACAUAAAUCUGGUGCGUAUCAAUUUGAAUUUUUUUAGAAAUUUAGAAGUUAGGACAAUAAAUUACCUUCAACAUGCAAUGAAGUGAUAAUGUUCAUAAGUUAUUGAAUUUGGAGAUGUUUGUUCUUGCUAUUACCUAAACAUGUUUGCUUGCAGGAACUGAUGGUUAGCGUGGGGGAGAGAACAAUAUAUAGAAGAUUAAUUGUAUUGACACUUGAAGUUUUUAUAAUUUACUCAGAUGACCAUUCAAAAAAAAGAAACAAGAUUCUAUGGUCUUCUAUUAAACAAUGGAUGAACAAGCAGGAUACUGAACUGGCCAUUUUUAAUUGUAACAAAAAAUGAUGGAAGCAGCCUCUCUACCUCGCUAGGGGUAGUAGUAUGGUCUGCGUACAUUCUACCCUCCCCAGACCCCAUAAUGUGUAAUAUACUGGGUUUGUUGUUGUUGUUGUUGUUGUAAAAAAUGAUGGAAGCUUUGAGACACCAGUCAAAGUGAAUGUGUAUGUCUCCCUUUGUCGACAGAUACUCUUGGGCGAUUUAGCAAACAAAAUGUGUCCAGUUUGAGAUGCCUUAAUUCCAUUAGUCCCCAAAUUUCAAGAGGUAUGUCUGCAGACCCUUUAACAAGAAAUGUCUGCAGAUUCCAUAACCUGCAAAUUUCUGAGAGGUAUUUUUAAAUUCUUACCGCAAAGCAAUGAUAGGUACCUCAACCACAUGGGGCUUAGUAUCUGCAGGGGAACACUAUAAAACUUUAUGUGACUCAAGCCCAAGAUUUUGAGUAAUUUGAAAUGAUUAAGCUCUAAUUGGAGAAUAGCAGAUGAAAAAAAAACGACCAGAAAAGAAAAUAGAACGGGUUCAUUUCAAAAGAUUGUUGUUGUCAUCAUCGGUCAACUGAUGAUGUGCAGAGGUAAGAAGGGUCCUAUAAAAACCAUAGGGUAAAUCAUUAAUUUCAUCACCAGUCCAGCGCUUGAAGGGCUGCAUUUCAUCAGCAGGAACAUGAUUUGGAUCACAAUGAAUUACAAAAUAACAGAUUUGAGAUUUUUCAAACACAAUGUUGUUCAUGACAAAAAUGUUUCCCCUUUGAACUUCUCUCAAGCGCAGGUCAUAUAUAAGAUCAUGAACCUUACAUGAUCUAAUCUUUGUUCCAUCUAGACUUCUUUUGCUAACGAGAACUAGACAUCUGUCAACAAGAUCUUGUAUUUUUAGUAGUGAGAAUUUCAGGUACUGUUAAUGUUAUUUCUUCGCGUGUAUUCUAUCAUUCUUUGUUGAAAUUGUUGUAUUG